Molecule: messenger RNA, 3064 nt
Organism: Papaver somniferum (opium poppy)
Lineage: Eukaryota; Viridiplantae; Streptophyta; Magnoliopsida; Ranunculales; Papaveraceae
Product: ethylene-responsive transcription factor ERN1-like
Exons: 1
Coding region: 386-1393 (335 amino acids)
Biological process (GO): regulation of DNA-templated transcription
Molecular function (GO): DNA binding; DNA-binding transcription factor activity
Source: RefSeq, a predicted model, not a curated record
UAUAAUUAUAGGAAACUCAGUCAAUCUAACGUUAAAGUUUAAACUUAAACCCAUAAAUUCUCAUCAUAUACAUAUAUACAAACAAGCAGCUAAAGACGAGCUCUCCACUAACCAUAAAUUCUUAAAAACAAAAUAUACUUUCUCUUGAUUCUCUCUUUUUUCUUGUUUAAAUCUUUUCUUCUUCUUCUUCUUAUCAUAAGGAAUUCAUCCCUCUAGUUGUGGAGCGCCUUAUUGUCCAAACUCAUCACAUAUAUUCAUUUCCCUCUUUUUCCAUUUAAACCUUAACUCACUCUCUUGAAUCAAGUAAACCCUCCCACCAAUUCAUGAAACUUCCUUUGAUUCAUACCAUCUUUUUUCUUCCAGUUUAAACAACAAAAGGUUCUCAAUGGAUCUUCAAUACCAUCAACCAAAAAAAGAACAAUCCACUUCGGUCAAUAAAGGAAACAAUAAAUUCAGAGCAAUAAGGAAUAGAAGUGGUGGUAAUAGCAAUAGUAAUACAAAGUUUGUUGGGGUGAGGCAAAGGCCUUCCGGAAGAUGGGUGGCAGAAAUCAAAGAUACAACACAGAAGAUAAGGAUGUGGCUUGGAACAUUUGAAACAGCCGAAGAAGCUGCUCGAGCUUACGAUGAAGCUGCUUGCCUUCUUCGAGGAUCAAACACUCGUACAAAUUUCAUCACCCAUGUCUCAACUAAUUCUCCUCUUGCUUUUCGAAUUCGGAAUUUGCUAAAUCAGAGAAAGAGUGGAAAGCAACACCCCCUUCUUAAUAACCAUACUAGUAACAGUUCAUCAUCGUCGUCAGCUUUAUCGUUAUCACCGUCAUCAUCUUACGCCACUAGUACUAUUACCACUGCAACAACAACUACCGCUACUACUACUGCCCCGUCUUGUGCUAGUACUAGCAGUAGUGAUAGUAGUGGUCAAAAUUCAUCACCCAAAGCUGACGAGCACAAAGAAGAGAGAGUACUGUCAUCGCAGAUAUCUGAUGAUGCUGGAUAUAGACCAGACUUGAGCAGUGUUCACGAGGAAUUCGAAUUGUUGGCGGGUUCUUCAUCAUCAACAACACAAUCUGAUCCUUCUUGGUUCUUUGGACAUGGGUUAGCAGAUCAUUGCUAUUCUUCCUUCUGUCAAGAUGCGUUUGAGCAACUUCCAAAUAAGAAUGUUAUGUCAGAUCAUUAUCCCCUGGCGAGUAUUGUCAAUAGCAAUAACCACCACCAUCAUCAUCAAACUCGGUCAACAUCAGAGAUUACAGAGUUUGAUAGGAUUAAGGUAGAGAGACAAAUAUCAGCAUCACUCUAUGCCAUGAAUGGUGUUCACGAAUACUUGGAGAGUUAUCAUGAUCCCAUUGAUGGUUUGUGGGAUCUCCCCCCUCUAUGUCAAUUGUUUUGUCCCCUAUGAGAUGCAUAUGCAUAUGAUCAUGUUGAUGGUCAUAUCCUCUCUAGCACUCUUCCUUCUUAAUUUUACUUGCCUCUUUUUAGUUGUUUUCUUAAGAGAUCCCUCAGAAUUAUGAGAGGAGAUGGUAUCUGGAAUUGGUGUCCAUUAAAAGUAAGAAUGAAUGCAAGUUUAGAUGAUGCAUAUUUUUUACUUUUAACUGAAAUUUUAUUAACACAUUUCUCGAGUCAGAUUAAGAAAUUGUUUACCAAGAGGUUUGCUUGAUCAUUCCUUCUUCUUUUCUUAAUCAGUAUCCAUCUCGCCUUUCGUGCUUACACAUAUAGCAUAGACAAUCUGAUAACGACACUUCUAUAAAUUCAACCAUACAUAUGAUGGAAAAUGAUAUAUCACCAAUUCAACACAAUGCACUUGGGUUGGGAGCUUAGCAUAACUAUCAGUGUCAAUCUGUAUCUACUAUCUAUGUGUUGGUAUUCAUAUGGCUGAUUUGACAUCCUCUUGCAAUUAUCCAACGGUGUGAGGAUGACCCCUUCACCAUGUUUACUUCACCACAGAGCAUAAUUAGACCCUGGUGAGCCUCACAUAGCUAUGUGGAUGACCAUGCAUCAUACAUCACCCGUACACGGAAAAGGAAAAAUGCAACCCCAACCGCUGAUCAAUCAGCCACUUCUUGUUCCUAUGGAUACUGGACCAUCUUCUUGUUCUCCAGGUAGCUAAGUGUGGAUUUGACUGUGUGAUUCUCCAGAAUAUUUCUAGGUUAGGUUAAUGAAACAUCAAUAAAAACUGAUAUUUUGUACCUUGCCUGGGAGACAAAAAAGUGGGUUGUGUUGGAUGCUCCGUAGAGGGAUCAUGGUUCUAGCUUUUAGGUCAUCAUCUAUGUGUACUGGUUGAACUAAAUCCAAAAUAAAUUGGGGCUCUAGUGUCACCUAAUGGUUUAUACUCCUUGAAUCCAACAGGCACCAGUUAAUCAACAGGAGGAAUGAAUGACCUCCAAAACCUGAAUGGUCUCUACCUCACGACACCCUAUUUUACUUCUAACACCUUGUCAUCAUCACAGAAAACUAUAGAUGAUUUCUUUGCUUACAGAUAAUAGUUUUAUGUUUCAGAAAGACUAUCUGUCACAAGAUCACACAAUUUCCAGUCCACUAACCAAGUGCAUUAAUGGCAACUUUAGGCAAUGAAAAACGUGAAAACUAUAAAAAGCCAUGCUUUGAAUAAGUGACUUGCUAACAUCAUAGAUAAUAAGAAGAAGAAAAAUCCAAGAAGAAAACCUCACUUUAAUCUCAUCAUGAAUGCGGAGACUUUUGCAGUAUCACAUUUGUUUUUAUGAAAUAUGGUAGUGGUGUGCAACAGUCCAACCUAAAUUGCUGGCGAAAAGAACUAGUUAAACCUCUGAACUUGAGUUCUUGAGGAGAGUUCAGAUGUUCGUGAGAGAUCAGAAUAGGCAGAUACAAAACUAUUACUAUCCUAUGGCAAGUAACUGAUAAGAUGAUACUACACCGUUUUCGAGAAAGAAACAAAAGUGCACUAGCCAGUGAGAGAGAGAGAGAGAGAGAGAGAGAGAGAGAGACCUGAGAUCAGCAGUAGCAUGAUAAGGAGGUUGCAUGAUAAGUCUGCAAAAGAAGACACAAGUCGUAACAAGUAAUAGUUGUACAGAGUCUCAUACAUGAAGGAAACACU